AUGUCGAAAAUAUUAAGAUCCAUCACUUCUGGAUUUAUAAGGUUGACAGCCAGACGGCGUAUGAGUUUGCAGUCAAAAUAUAUGCAGGAAGAAUUUUGCAUACUUGUUGAUGAGACCGAUUGUGUUUUAGGCUUUGCCAACAAACAAAACUGUCACCAAGUGAUUGGCGAUAAAUGCUUACUUCAUCGAGCUUUUAGCUUGUUUCUUUUCCGUCGGGGUACGACUAAUGGAAAUCCGAACGGCAGUCUUGAGUUACUUAUGCAAAAACGUUCCACCAAUAAGCCAACAUUCCCGUCCUUAUGGUCCAACACGUGCUGCAGUCAUCCAAUCAGAAACUUUCCUGAUGAAAUGGUCGAAUUAGAUGCAAUUGGAGUGAAAAAAGCUGCCCAAAGGAAAGCUCUACAUGAAUUAGGCAUAAAAGCAGAUUUUUUGCCACUAAGUCGAAUAAACUUCCUGGGUCGAGUACUGUAUGCAGCAACGAACGAACCAUUUUCCCAAAAUAAAUUUGCUGAACAUGAAGUGGAUUACAUUCUCGUUAGCGUGCUUGAUCCAGUGGCGACACAAAAUACAAAUACAAAUUUACUAGAAGUUAAUCCUGAUGAAGUAAGCGAUGUGCGUUGGGUGUCUUUGGACGAAUUUGAAAGUAUGGAACAUUUCUCACCAAAUUAUACGAACUUAUCGCCAACUGCAAACGCUUACUUGUGUAAAUCGAAUAUCACACCCUGGUUACGUGGUCUUCUUACAAGUGGACUUCUACGAAAACUAUGGAGUUGGGCAGAAGCAUCAUGUAGUGAUCAAUCACAAGGGCGUUUCCUAAUCGAAGAUAAUUUUUGGGAUCGAAAUAGGAUAAUACAUUUAUCUGCUAAGGAUGUACAGUAA
Trichobilharzia regenti is the source of this 879-nucleotide messenger RNA. NCBI's taxonomy places the organism in Eukaryota, Metazoa, Platyhelminthes, Trematoda, Strigeidida, Schistosomatidae. The record is from the annotation of a GenBank genome assembly.